UUUUCUAUCCAGCUCAAGGACUUGUAAUACGAAACGUCCUGAUAUCAUUAAUUUAUUAUCAAUUAUUAAAACGAUGUACCUAUUUUUCAAAUUAUAUUAUCUAUGGAAGCGUCAUUAUGCUCGGGGUCUGUAUAAGAACAUUCUCCGAAGCUGACGCUGCAUUCUUCUGUAUGACGGCUUCACGCAGCCCCAACACUCCUACAACGCUGCACGGUGUGUUACAGACCCGGGUCCCGCGUUGAGGACCGCGCCGCGCCCGUUGCUUUGAGAGCAGGUCUGAGCAAUGCCGACGCCCACACAGCUGUCUAAACAUCACCGAGCGAGCUGAGAGAGAGAGAGAGAGAGAGCCAGCCCAUGUGCAAGCGCAGCAGAUCUCGUUUCAGUGUUGAAACCACAGAGGCGCUGCACGGCGCGUUUUCAAACACACCGCGCUUCGGACUCCAGCGGCGAUGGCGUGCUGUUCGGCCGGAUGCCUGUUGCUUUUGGUCGCUCACUUGUUUCUCUUCCUCAGUGCAAAUCCCUCGUAUCUUUUCGCUCGGGUCGGACAGCCCGUGACCGUCCCCUGUGUCUUCGAUUGGAAACUCGACUCUACCGAUCAGGUCCGCUGGUUCCGAGACAACGCGAGCGGGGGACUGAGCGAGCUGUCCACUGGUGAAUGCGGAGAUGCGGGCUCCCAAUGCACGGUUAAAAAUGGAGCCGUCUCGCUGACAAUCCACGACCCCCAGAGAAACGAUAGCGGGCGGUAUUACUGCGCUGAAUACAGCAGCAGCUCUCUGAGGUUCUCAAACGGGUCCGUCGUGAUCGUGUCUGGAGGUUCGGAUGAUUCCUCUGUGAAUCGGUCAGUGUCUAUCCUGGCCCCCGCUGUCUCCGGCAGCGCGCUCGAUUCCAAAGCGACCCUGACAUUAGUGUGUCUGAUCCGGGGUCUCUCCUCGCCCUCGGUCCUGGUCCGAUGGUUCAUCUCCGGUAAGCUCACGGCGCAGGGGACGCCGAUCUCCGGGACCAAAGUGAAGGAGGGCGGAGAGGGAGAGGGAGACAGAUACGCCGCUACCAGCCGCCUGACAAUCCCGGUGGAGACGUGGAGAAGCGGGGCGCAGUGCGCAUGCGAGGCGCAAUGGGACCAGGACGCUGCGAUGCUCAGCAGGAAUGUUUCAUACGCUGGGAUUCACGGAGCGGGUCUGGCUGCAGAGCGGUGCCUGGUUCAGUACGGCGUGUUCUCCGGGGUCUCCCUCCUCGCUCUCUCCGCGGCUCUCUGCGGCUGCGCGCUGUGGACCCGCCGCCCCUUCAAACCAGCGUCCACUGAAGACUCCACGUGCGUCACUUACAAACGGGCCCCCGGCGGCGUCCCAAAGAGAGGUGAAGAGGACAGCCUGGUCACCUACGCGAGCUUGGAGUUUGAAUCUCAGAAGAAGAACAGAAAGAAAAGACGCAUAUAAUCAGAAUUAUUCUUAUAAUUAUUAUUAUUAUUAUUAUUAUUAUUAUUAUUAUAAUGAUUCCUUUUUGUAAGCCGUGUCAUUAAACCACGCCCCCCCCGUGCUUGCCACGGUGGGUGAGUAUGACGUCAUGACCAGACCACGCCCCCACCGCCGGUCUUGCUCUCAUGAGUUCAUCAGUAGGUGUUUUGUUUUUCCUUGCGUGCUUGCGAUUUGUAAAGGAUGCAAAGUUCAAAUGAUUAAUAUCUGUUUAU
Messenger RNA from Acipenser ruthenus (sterlet), 1684 nucleotides. RefSeq names its product M1-specific T cell receptor beta chain-like. The transcript has 6 exons. Bases 450 to 1433 code for a protein of 327 amino acids. The record is from RefSeq and is a predicted model, not a curated record. Lineage: Eukaryota; Metazoa; Chordata; Actinopteri; Acipenseriformes; Acipenseridae.